AUGCUUACGAAAAAUUUGCUGCCCUUAGCGCUGUCUUUGUUGGGUUAUGUGGAAGUUGGUGAGUCCAAGGUUCACCAUGCCAAGAUUCAAAAAAACGAGCCUUUGAAUGUCGAGGAAUUUGCAAUGGCUCCGAUGUUUCAAAAUUUUGAUCAUGCUGAUAUUUUGAAAGAAAAAUAUUUGACCCAAUUCCAAAAAGCCUACCCUGAGGCCGUUUUCAAGAAUGACCAUGACGAUGAAAGUUCUUCUUAUUAUCCUUUCGGGUUCUACCAGAGUGGCCAUUCUGUUCCUUUAACAAAUUACUUGAAUGCUCAAUACUAUACUGAGGUCUCUUUGGGUACCCCUCCACAGAACUUUAAAGUCAUUUUGGAUACUGGUUCUUCCAAUUUAUGGGUCCCCAGUACUGAGUGUAGUUCUUUAGCAUGUUUCCUACAUUCUAAGUAUGACCAUGACUCCUCUUCGAGUUAUAAACCAAACGGCACGGAAUUCGCUAUCAGAUAUGGUUCUGGUUCCUUAGAAGGUUACAUUUCACAAGACACAUUAAAUUUGGGAGAUUUGAGUAUUACAAAGCAGGAUUUCGCUGAGGCUACCAGUGAACCUGGUUUGCAAUUUGCCUUCGGUAAAUUUGACGGGAUUUUAGGCCUUGGUUAUGAUACCAUAUCUGUUGAUGGUGUCGUUCCACCAUUCUAUAAUGCUUGGAAACAAGGUCUUUUGGAUGAACCUAAAUUCGCCUUCUACUUAGGUAGAGAUGGAGAAUCUCAAGAUGGUGGUGUGGCUACUUUUGGUGGUGUAGAUGACUCUAAAUACGAAGGUGAAAUUACUUGGUUACCAAUCCGCCGUAAAGCCUACUGGGAAGUCAAAUUUGACGGUAUUGGUCUUGGUGAAGAGUAUGCUGAGCUAGAGAACCACGGUGCUGCCAUCGAUACAGGUACUUCGUUGAUUGCAUUGCCUUCCGGAUUAGCUGAGAUCAUCAACGCUGAAAUCGGUGCCAAGAAAAGUUGGACCGGUCAGUACACCGUUGAAUGUGAAGCUAGAAGCUCAUUACCCAACAUGACUUUCACCCUUGGAGGUCAUAACUUCGAAUUGACCGCUUACGACUACAUUUUAGAAGUCUCUGGACAAUGUAUUUCUGCCAUUUUCCCCAUGGACUUCCCUGAACCUGUUGGUCCUCUUGCCAUCAUUGGUGAUUCAUUCCUACGUAAGUACUACUCCAUCUACGACUUAGGGAACAACGCUGUAGGAUUAGCGGAUGCUGUCUAA
Molecule: messenger RNA, 1257 nt
Organism: Zygosaccharomyces rouxii
Lineage: Eukaryota; Fungi; Ascomycota; Saccharomycetes; Saccharomycetales; Saccharomycetaceae
Gene: PEP4
Product: proteinase A
Exons: 1
Coding region: 1-1257 (418 amino acids)
Cellular component (GO): fungal-type vacuole
Molecular function (GO): aspartic-type endopeptidase activity
Source: RefSeq, a predicted model, not a curated record